Oncorhynchus kisutch (coho salmon) is the source of this 6211-nucleotide messenger RNA. Its product is annotated as signal peptide peptidase-like 2B. Lineage: Eukaryota; Metazoa; Chordata; Actinopteri; Salmoniformes; Salmonidae. The record is from RefSeq and is a predicted model, not a curated record. Gene Ontology annotation, cellular component: cytoplasmic side of endoplasmic reticulum membrane; lumenal side of endoplasmic reticulum membrane; Golgi-associated vesicle membrane. The coding region runs from base 2413 to 3090 and encodes 225 amino acids. The transcript is spliced from 7 exons. Gene Ontology annotation, biological process: membrane protein proteolysis. Gene Ontology annotation, molecular function: aspartic endopeptidase activity, intramembrane cleaving.
AAAAAUUAAUGAAUGAACAAAAAUGAGCUUUUUGGCCUUAAUUUAAGGUUAAAGUUAAGGCAUAAGGUUAGCAGUGUAGUUAAGUUUCGGUUUAAAAUAUGAUUUAAAGAAGAUACCUUUUAGAAAUAGGCGGAGUUUAGCCAUACUUAAGAUUUUGUGGCUGUGGUAACUAGUCACGACCAGACCGGAGCAGUGCGGGUAAUUGGGAGAUAACAAUAAGCUAAGCAGCAUGAAGUCUUCGCUAAACCUGGUUUGGGCAGUUAUUUUCCUAAAACAGGUUGUCGGGGAAUAUGGCAUGGCCCAUUUCAGAAACAAAGGCCAGAGCAAAGGAAAAGAUUACUGCAUCUUCUUCAACUCCCAGUGGGCUCGUCUACCUCAGCACCUCAACAAAGCAGUAAGUGGUGGAGUAACCUAAAUUACUUACCGCGGAUGGCAAUCAGCAUUUACAACUACAUUACUGGUCAUAUCAUUCAGAAAACACUGGCUGGUAAGAGUCAACUCAUUUAGCAAAGACAAGCUGGUAAGAGACUACUCAUAUCAUAGACAGGCUGGCAUGAAUCAACUCAUAUGAUUCAGAAAAGAAAAGGCUGGUAAGAUUAAAACCAUAUCAUUCAGCAAGUCAUGUUAGCCUGUGGUUCCAUACUUGUCUAUGUUCUUUAGCUAGCUAUUACUGCAUCUUCUUCAACUCCCAGUGGGCUCGUCUACCUCAGCACCUCAACAAAGCAGUAAGUGGUGGAGUAACCUAAAUUACUUACCGCGGAUGGCAAUCAGCAUUUACAACUACAUUACUGGUCAUAUCAUUCAGAAAACACUGGCUGGUAAGAGUCAACUCAUUUAGCAAAGACAAGCUGGUAAGAGACUACUCAUAUCAUAGACAGGCUGGCAUGAAUCAACUCAUAUGAUUCAGAAAAGAAAAGGCUGGUAAGAUUAAAACCAUAUCAUUCAGCAAGUCAUGUUAGCCUGUGGUUCCAUACUUGUCUAUGUUCUUUAGCUAGCUAUCUCUCCUGUUUCCUUUGUUCUUCACUACUGCAGUUCUAAUAGGCUUGGAAGCAGAAUAAGAGCAUUUGAACACACCUUAGUAUUCAGGUUAUACAGUCACCACAAAUUAUUGGCACCCUUGAUAAAGAUGAGCAAAAAAGACUGUAUAAAUAAAUUAUAUAAAUACUGAGCUAUAUUGUAUGAACAAUUAUACAAUUGCUUAGAGAAAUAGAUUUAGUUUAAGAAGUAAUAUAUAUUUUCUCAAAGAUGUGUCAAAAUUAUUGGCACCCCUAAAGAUUCUUAGAAAUGAAAUCAAACAAAAUGAAAUCUGCAAUAACAUUCUACUUAAAAAAAAAAUGUAAUCUCAGUUUGUACUGUAUUGUGUCCUUCCACGUCUUCCAGUUUCACCUGGGGUAUGAAAACUUGGUAACACUCAUGUACAACGUAUGUCAUCCAUCACCAUGAGAAAAGGCAAAGAAAAGACAAAUGGUUGUUCAUCUUCAUAAAUCAGGCAUUAGGUACAACAAGAAUUGCUAGAGAAAUGAACAAAUAUACCACUUACCACUAGUAGGGCAACAAUUAAGAAGUUUAAAACCACUGGAACAGUGGUCAACUUGCCUGGUAUUGGAUGCAAGUGUCCCCAUGCACAGUGAAGAAGAUGGUUUGGGAGUCAAAAGAAAAAUCUAAGAGCCAAAGUUGAAAAUUACAGAACUUGGUAUCUUCGGGUCACUAAGUCUCAAAACCACGUACACUAGUGGUGGGUUUGGCGUCAAAAGAAGUACGCAGAAAAUAACCUCAUACCUACUGGUACCUGCCUAUAUGGUGGUGGAUCUUUUGAUGUUAUGCGGCUGAUUUGCUUCCACUGGUCCUGGGGCCCUUGGAAGAGUUCCUGAUGCCAUUGACCUUAACAAGUACCAGGAUAUUUUAACCAAAAACAUGUCUGAUUCUGCCAGGAGGCUGAAACUUGUGGAUCAAUAACCCCAAGUACACUUCAAAAUUCACAAUGAAAUGGUUAAUUGACCACAAAAUCCACAUUUUCUAUUGGCCAUCUGUCUCCUGACUUGAACCUGAUUUAAAAAAUCUGUGGUUUAAAUGGAAGAGGGCAGACUGAAGGAUAUCAACGAUCUGGAAAUAUUAUGUUUGGAGGAAUGGUCUAAGAUCCUUCCCAAUGUGUUCUCCAAAUUCAUGAAAUAUUUUUGAAAAAGAUUGCCGGAGUUUUGAAAACCGGGCUGCCAAUACUUUUGACACCUAUUUUCUGGUUGUUUCUCUGAGCAAUUGCAUUAGUAUAAAAUAAUAUAAUUUUAGCAUACAAUAUAGCACAGUAUUUGUAUUAUUUAUUUUAUACAGUCUUUUUUUGCUUUGUCAAGGGUGCCAAUUAUUUUGGAGGUGACUGUAGGUCAUUGUGUGUAUCUGUCCUAGUAGCCUACUUGGUGUAUGAAUAAUAGAUUGAAUAUAGAUUUUUCCAAAAGGCUUUUGCUUCUGUACAGUAUUUGCUCAUUUAUUUUUCCUGAUGAGACCCCACCGGCAGGAAACAAGACUCAGUAUGAGAAGAUUGACAUCCCUGUGGCGCUGCUCAGCUACACUGACAUGCUGGACAUCAGUAAGAUGUUUGGACAGGGCCGAGAGGUGGCCAUGUUCGCCCCGAGCGAGCCUGUUCUGGACUACAACAUGGUCAUCAUCUUCCUCAUGGCUGUGGGGACGGUGGCCAUCGGAGGAUACUGGGCCGGCAGCAAGGACAUCAAGAAGCGCUACAUAAAGCACAAGCGUGACGACAGCGCGGAGAAGCAGGAUGAGGAGACGGUGGAUGUGACGCCCAUCAUGAUCUCUGUGUUUGUGGUCAUGUGCUGCUCGAUGCUCGUGCUGCUCUACUUCUUUUACGACCACCUGGUGUAUAUCAUUAUUGGGAUAUUCUGUCUGGCCUCGUCUGUUGGCCUCUACAACUGUCUCUGGCCCUUUGUGAGGAGACUCCCCUUUGGCAAGUGCAGGAUUCCAGAGAACAACCUUCCCUACUGCCACAAGAGGCCUCAGGUCCGCAUGCUGCUGCUGUCAGCCUUCUGCAUCGGAGUCGGUGUUAUCUGGGGCGUGUUCCGCAAUGAAGACCACUUCUCAUAGUUCUGCAACCAAUCAACUGUACGCAAACCCCAGGACCACCCAGAGAGGAGCCCCUCACCAAUCCUGAACUACAAGGUCCUGAAGCAGAGUGAGGACCCACUUCAGGACACACCCCCUCCAGAGGCCAGCAAAUCAGAAUAAAGUAUUUCUAGGAUGCCAAUUUCUUAUUAAUUUAGUUUCUAUUGUUUUUUAAAUUUUUACAAAGGUUCUCAAUGGAACUCUAUAUAUUCGUAACAGACAGAAAUUCUGAACAUUUCAGUGCACUUGGUGUGUAAAGAGGAGAGGAGGAUGGAUGAAAGGAUGAGCGGGAGGGAGGGCACCCAACCUACAGUAGCUGUUCUUCAUAUCCUUGGGGUUGCAGGAUCAGCCAUGGGAGUCCUGGUAAAUGAGCCAGACGUGACCCAGGCUAAACAACACCAAGCCAGUCUGGGACAGGCAAAGAGCACAAUAUAGCUUCAAUGGAAAUUCUAACCAAAAGGAAGAGAGACCUGAUUCUUCAAACAACUUAAUUAUAAGAUUUGCAAAAUCGGAGCAGUUAAGUCACUCAAUUGUGCAGAUUUUGGAGCCCAACGAACAGUGGGGUCUCAGCUUUUAUAUGAAAGUACAACCUCUUGGCAGAUGUGUGUAAACGGGCGGGGAACAGUGUGUAAAAGAUUAGUUUGUCUGUGCAGAUUAAGAUAGACGAGUAAUCCCUCGUGCUAACGGCAUUUGCCACAGCUCACACCGUGCUCAUUUCUGCAAGUUUCCACACAGCUGAGUUCUGGCAAAUAGAUAAAACGUGAUGUCUCAUGCUGCGUUUGCACCCAAACGGCUCUGAGCUGUCGACAAGAUUGUAUCAGGGGGAAAAAACACUAGCAUAUAACAAUAGACACUUCUCUAAGUAAAAAGUAUGUCUAAUUUUCUCACCACACACUAUGCCAAAGUCUUGUUCACUACUCGGCUAUUCCAAUCGGACAUGAGGAAGGUUGGAAAUAAAGGUUUACGCUAACCAACACCCCCUGGCCCAUAUGAGUUAGACCCCCGUGACUGAAAUUGAGUCACACCACUAUAGAUGGCCUACUCUGCCCUGUUCAACCCCAUAUGAUGUGGUCGCCGAUUAUGUUCAUGCAUCUCCCAUGUAGUCAGCCUGAGUCGCAUCCAAUACACAUGACCUGUCCUGCUCAACACCCCACCCUCAACACCAUCCUGUUCAGUUUGCCCCCCCCCCAAAAAACAAACAUUCUAUGCAGAAAAGCAUUCAAUAAUUUUUUACAUUUAACCAGGUGAGUCCCAUUGAAUCUCUUUUUUUAAGGUAAGCCUGGCAGCCAUUAUAAUCUACACUACUAGAAGGUCAAUAUGUGCAUUCUAAAUUACACUCAUGUAUUCUCAACCAGCCAAAGGUAUAUGAUAAUAAUGAUGAUUGAUUUAGGGCACAAAGGGACACUUUCCUAGUGGACUAAAAAGCAAGCUUUGUGGAGAAUCUUCAUGUAAAGUGUUUAUAAAUCCAGAAUAAGACUUAAUCUGUGUUUGGGAAAUCUUCCCAAAUAUAUAUAUAUUUUUAAUCUUAGCUUGCUAUGGGUUUUGUUUGAUCCAGGCUGUUUUAUAUAAAUUUAAGGUUGUCCCCACUCUUUUUCCAGAGUGCUAUAGCACGAUUGAAAGGCAACGUUCCCGCUGCAUUCACGGUAAACGCUGUAUAUAAUGGCUCAAUCUGAAAUUACCUUUAUUUCAAGUGCACAAUAGUGCUGAUCUUCAGCAAUACGGAUUGAAUCAAACCCCCUAGAUUGACCGAUUUGUUUAUAAUAUUCAAUAUUGUCUUAAAUGGGUUUUGUCUUGUAUGUCUGUGCAUAUUGCUUUAUGAAGACAGAGUGCUGUGUUCGUUUGUUUCUUAAUUAAACUAUGAUAAGUAAUCAUUUUGAGGUUGUUUGGUAGGUGUCUCAUAAUAAUGACCAAGUCUCAAUUCUCUAGCGACUUACUCGAUACAUUAGUUUAGCGGACAGCUAUCUAAACUUAUCGUAAGCAUGGUCUAAUUACCGAUAGGGUGGAGCCAUUGAUCAUCAGUUAUAUUAACUGCAAACAUGGGGCCUCCUGAGUGGCGCAGCAGACGAAGUCACUGCAUCGCAGUACUUGAGGCGUCACUACAGACCCGGGUUUGAUCCCAGGCUGUGUCACAACCGGCCGUGACCUGGAGUCCCAUAGGGCGGCGCACAAUUGGCCCAGCGUCAUCUGGGUUAGGGGAUGUUUGGCCGGGGGUCUUUACUUGGCUCACAGCGCUCUAGCGACUCCUUUUGGCGGGCCGGGCGCCUGCAGGCUGACUUCCGGUAGUCAGUUGAACUGUGUGGCAAAAUGUGUAGAAUUACAGGAAAUUAGCUUUAAAACUACACAUCUUUCUUUCCGCCCCAUGGGAAAGUGUAGAAUUGCAGCACAAUUUUCUCUACGCCCCAUGGCAAAAUGUGCAGAAUGGCAGGAAAGGAACGUUAAAACAUAAGUUCUCUGCUGUCACGGGGGUGGGUUACUGAAAUGUUUUGGUCGCAAAGUGUGUGUUGGGGGGGGGGGGUACGCAACCACAGCAGCCCUAAACAAAGAGUUGCAGUCCGUUUUACCUUAGAUUGUAUAAUGUAUAAUGUCAUGGUCAAAACAUAUUGAUUUGAGAGUUGUAAAGGUAGGGUGAGGUCUGUCUGCUUUUUUGACAACACACACAAAGCAAGUCCUGCAGGCUCAAGUUAUCUUCACUUGAUUACUGUCCAGUCAUAUGGUCAAGUGCUGCAAAGAAGGCCCUAGUUAAACUGCAGCUGGUCCAGAAUAGAGCAGCACAUUUAGCUUUUCAUUGUAAUUAGAGGGUUAUAUUAUAUGCAUGCCAGUCUCUCUUAGCUAAGAGUUGAGGAGAGACUGACUGCAUCAAUUCCUGUUUUUAUAAGAAACAUUAAUGUGUUCAAUUCCAGAUUGUUUGCAAUAGUCAACUUACACACACACUUACCCCACCAGGGAUCUUUUCACAGUCCCCAGGUUCAGAACAAAUUCAAGGAAACAUACAGUAUUAUACAGAGCCAUGAUUGCAUGGAACUCCCUUCCAUCUCAUAUCGCACAAGUGAGCUGCAAACCUGUUUAAAACAACAAAUAAAGCAACGCCUCUCCAUGUGACCUA